AUGAAGUUCAACGCCCUCUUGACCCUGUCAGCUCUGCUGGCUACUGCCUGCGCUCAAGGCCUGGGUGAUCUGCCAGACUGCUCAAAAACCUGUGCCACUGGUGCCAUCCCCAAAAACUGUGGCAUUGAUAUCAAGUGCAUCUGCGAAGCCAAGUCCUUCUUGAGCGAUGUCUCUUGCUGUGUGGCCGACAAGUGUUCCAAGGCAGACCAGGACACAACCCUGAAGGUCGCAAGGUCCCUCUGUGCCCGCGGUGGAGUAACCGAUCUCCCCACCUCAGUGACCUGCUCCACCGAUGCAGGCUCAUCGUCUACAUCCUCUGGCUCUAGCUCAGCCGAGACAGGGACCAAGACUGGAAGUGAGGCCUCGUCUACUACCCAGACGGGCUCAACCACCACCGGCAGCACCUCAGCCACGGACAGCGCUUCAACCUCGGCCUCCACUUCGUCGUCGGCCGCCGCAUCGACUGGUACCAAUGCUGCUGUCAUCACCCACCAGGACUCUUCUCUGAUAGCAGCUGCCGGAGCCGCUGCCGCACUUGCAAUGCUCAUCUAA
Penicillium salamii is the source of this 552-nucleotide messenger RNA. The record is from the annotation of a GenBank genome assembly. NCBI's taxonomy places the organism in Eukaryota, Fungi, Ascomycota, Eurotiomycetes, Eurotiales, Aspergillaceae.